UUUUUUUUUUUUAAUGACGAAAGAGUAGUUGAAGUGUCGUUUUUCCAUGUACAUAUGGAAAGAAAGACCAACUUAGCUCCCAUGGUGGAGCUCUUACCUUAGCCUUCAGAUCCAAAAAUGUCCGCCAACAACUUCGUCAGAACCCUUAAAAAUGCUAAAAGGAUCUACGCGCCAAAACCCUAUCAACAUUUGGUGAAUCUCCUCUCCAAAACCCCUCUUUCAUCACCAACAAAGCUUCUGGAUUCCACCUCCACUUCUCUCCUCGCCAAGCUCAGUCCCACCACUCUCCGCCUCAUUCUCUCCGACCCAAAUCUCACAUCCUCUAAAUGCUUGCGUUUCUUCAGCUUCCUCCUCAUAAACCAGUCUUCGAUCUCAUUCGAGCCAGAUAUCCAUGCCCACAUCACCCUCAUUUGCAAGCUCCUCAAGGCAAGAAACUUCCCUGAAGCAGAGAAUCUCUUCAGGUCAGCGUCACUUGGUGAGAAUUCUUCAUACCCAUUUCCUGUUUUUUCUUCAGCAAGUGAGAUUUGCUGUUAUGAUCCAAGAAUCAAAGCCAAAUUGUUGAAUCUGAUGCUCAAAGUCUAUUCGGAUACGGGAAAUUUCGAUGAAGUUUCACAGACUUUUGAUUACAUGAGAAGUAAUGGGAUUAAGAUUGACGAGAGGACAUGUACUAGGCAUCUUCUUGCGCUCAAGAGAGCUGAUAAGGUUGGAGUAAGUUUGGAUUUCUUGUAUAAGAUGGUGAAAGCAGGACUAGAGGUUUCUGUAUAUUCAUUGACUGUUGUGGUAGAAGGGUUGUGUUAUAAUGGGGAGAUUAGGAGGAGUAGGGAAUUGGUAGAGGAUAUGGUGGGUAGAGGUACUAGACCCAAUAUCAUUACAUUCAAUAAAAUGGUGGAUUCUUGUGCUAAAAGAUGGAAUUUUGACGAGUUGGAUUUGGUGUUGCUUUUGAUGAGAAAGGAAGGUGUGGAAUUCAAUGUUAAGACUUACGGAAUUUUGAUUGAUGGGUUCGUGAGCUAUGGCAAAGUAAAAGAAGCCCAAAUGUUGAUUCAUGAUAUGCAUGACAUAGGAUUCAAAGUAGACGUCCAUUUGUUCAAUUUGAUGAUCAGAGGCUACAGCAGAUUGGGGUUUAUGGAUAGUGCAUUUUCGUUGCUUGGUGAAAUGGCUGAGAGAAAUAUGUUCCAGAAUGGUGAUACUUACUGGGGUUUAAUAAGUGGCCUUUGCAAGAUUGGAAAGAUGGGGCAGGCGAUGUUUUACAUAGAUGAGAUGCAGAAUAAAGGAAUUGAACUAGACGAUGUUAUGUUCAAUACUUUGAUUAAUGGUUUUUGCAAUAAAGGGAUGAUAGAUAAGGCUUUUGAAUGGCAAGUUACUAUGGAGAACAAAGGUUUCAACGCUGAUUUAUCUGUGUGCUUGAAGAUAAUGGGUGAGUUGUGUGAAUCUAAUCGAACUGAGGAAGCAAGGAUGCUGUUCAACAAGAUGGUUAAGAGGGGCGCGGCACCUCAAUUAGCGAGUUUAGCCUCUUUUGUUAAUAUAUGAAUCAAAGAAGAGGUUUGGUGAAAGUUGCAAAAGCAUUCAAAAUUAUAGACAGAAAAGGAUGAGAAGCGAUCUCUGGUUGUGGUGCCUUCAUUGUUUUUAUAUAAAUGGGUAUCAGAAAGAGGAAAUGGAAAGGCAGAAUUCAAAAACUUUAAGAUGUCUAAAGGAGAAUGAUUUUGUGAACCAGUAUACGAAAGUGGCACCUGUUGUGGGAUGCAUCCGGUUAUUGAGAAGGCUGAUGAAAUGGAAUUCAUAUUUACUGGAUGAAGCUUGAAUGGCCACUGCGUUCAUGAAAUUUUUAGCUCUUUGGCUGCCUUUUCCCGUGAUAGUCCUGGAGAAAGAAUCAACUUAAGAGGACAUACUUCCUGGAAGCUAGUCGGAGCUACCAUUUCAACUGAUUGAAGAUAGAAGAUUGAGUAUAUUGAACUAAACAAGAUGGAGAAGUGCUAAUUAUUUAAAUUCUUCUUUGAAGAAUGUCCUGCUGUUUCUAACUAACAAAUAAGGAUUGAAAAUUUAGACGACUGAAAAGAAAUGGUUCUCCUAUUAUCUGCUAUUGGGUUCGGUUGUGUUUCCCUCAUCUUACAUACAACUAGAAGGAUAGAAUUCUUUGAAUUUUCAAAUGUAGAGGAGUUUGUACCAUAUAUUUCAUUAUUAGCUUGUAUAAAUUGAAUCUGGGGGUGUUUUUGCUUUGGUUUACUCUAAAAAUUGAUUGUUAUCUUUUUUACUAGCAUGCUAUUGUCGAAAAACUAUGCGGCUGUCACAUGUUCUAUGUUUCUUGGUUAUUCAGCCAGGCUGUCAUAAGAAGCAUUACCAUAUCAUUAUAUCUCCAAUGGUGAUGUAAAUUACUAUUUCGACUGGAGAUCCA
Ziziphus jujuba (common jujube) is the source of this 2389-nucleotide messenger RNA. Its product is annotated as pentatricopeptide repeat-containing protein At2g28050. The record is from RefSeq and is a predicted model, not a curated record. NCBI's taxonomy places the organism in Eukaryota, Viridiplantae, Streptophyta, Magnoliopsida, Rosales, Rhamnaceae. Gene Ontology annotation, molecular function: protein binding. Bases 118 to 1527 code for a protein of 469 amino acids. The transcript has a single exon.